Molecule: messenger RNA, 530 nt
Organism: Leguminivora glycinivorella
Lineage: Eukaryota; Metazoa; Arthropoda; Insecta; Lepidoptera; Tortricidae
Gene: Obp4
Product: general odorant-binding protein 19d-like
Exons: 5
Coding region: 1-444 (147 amino acids)
Biological process (GO): sensory perception of smell
Molecular function (GO): odorant binding
Source: RefSeq, a predicted model, not a curated record
AUGUCAAAGUUGUUUCAAUUUUUAUUAUGUUGUUGUGUUGUUGGACUCUCUUAUUGCAAGAGCGAGGGCGAAAUAAAGCAGUACUUCAUAAAACUAGGAGUGACCUGUAGCAAGGACCACAUGAUCACACCAGACGAGAUGGUCAUGCUUCAGAAACACAAGAUGCCCGACAGUGAGAAUGCGAGGUGCUUGAUGGCUUGCGUUUAUAGGAAGGCCACUUGGAUGGACGAUAAAGGCAUGUUUGACGUCGCUGCGGCUGAGGCGAUGGCUGAAAAGCAUCACGGAGAAGACACCACUAUGAUAGAAAAUUCUAAGAAAUUAUUCGAUCACUGCAAGUCAGUAAACGACCCACCCGUAAAAGACGGAGAGAAAGGAUGCGAAAGAGCAGUUUUGUUGUUCAAUUGUCUAACUGAAAAUGCUUCCAAGAUGGGAUUCAACAUAUAAAUGAUUAUUACGUUUUGUAAAAGCUCCACACUGUUAUGUUCAUGCGUCGGUAAGAUUCUUAAGUUUAGUAAAAAUUAUUAAUCGAC